AUGAAAAGAGUGUGCAGUGGCUUGACGUGUACAGUCUGUGGCGAUGUUUCGAGUGGUAAGCACUAUGGGAUCUACGCCUGCAAUGGAUGCAGUGGGUUCUUCAAGCGCAGCGUCAGGAGAAAGUUGGUCUACAGAUGCCAAGCUGGGACCGGAUGUUGUUUAGUAGAUAAAGCUCAUCGCAACCAAUGCCAGGCAUGUCGUCUUAAGAAAUGUUUGGAAGCAGGGAUGAAUAAAGAUGCUGUACAGAAUGAGCGUCAGCCUCGAAACAUGGCCCAUGUCCGACUCGACAGUGUACCUUCUGUCACAACGGCUGAACCCCAUGAGCUCGCUCCCAGUCCGUUGGCCCGAGAACCGACCUCCUCAUCGUUCUCCACGUCGUCGUCAUCAUCGACGUCACCAUCGUCAUCGUAUGGUGGGCCGAUGUCGGCGUCGGCGCACGCUGCUGCGUUUGCGUUCACGGCCAAUCACCGAUUCAUGGCAGGCUUGAUGACAGCAGAAACAUGUGCCAAAUUGGAACCGGAAGAUGCACUGCAAGACACAUGCGAGAUCGACGUAACCGGUGACAUUGAGCCCAGAAGCGAUCUCCGACCAGAUCAUCGUUCCGACCAUCAUCACCAUCAUCACCAUCGACGAGCAGGAAUGAUCCUGAGCGGAUCGGAGCUUGCGACCACGCCCAAGGAGAUCGCUGUUUAUCCAUCAAGCAAUGAUAGCAUCUAUGAAUCAUCGGCACGCCUUCUCUUCAUGGCCGUCAAAUGGGCCAAGACGCUGCCAUCUUUUUCUAGUCUCCCUUUCCGAGAUCAGGUUAUUCUUCUUGAGGAAGCCUGGAGUGAGCUCUUCCUGCUAUGUGCUCUUCAGUGGUCUAUGCCGCUUGAAUCAUGCCCGCUGCUCACCGGCCUGCACGAGCAAUCCCAGACGGAUAAGUCGGCGACUUGUGUCUCGGACAUUCGCCUGCUGCAAGAGAUCAUGUCUCGUUUUCGGGGGCUUCGGGUGGACCCAGCCGAGUUCGCCUGUCUCAAGGCGAUCGUGCUCUUCAAACCUGAAACACGCGGGUUAAAGGACCCACAACAGGUCGAAAUUCUGCAGGAUCAGGCGCACAUGAUGCUGACACAGCACGUUAGGGCACAUCAACCAGCGCAGUCUGCGAGGUUUGGUCGUAUGCUCCUUCUCCUCCCCUCUUUACGAUUCGUGACGUCAGACCAGAUCGAGCGACUCUUCUUUAGAUGUACCAUCGGUGACACACCCAUGGAGAGGUUACUCUGUGACAUGUUCAAAAAUUAAUCAGAGUCUGGAAAAUGAUGGAGGGGAUCGUAAAGAGCGAAAGUACCAUUGGCUUUAGAACAGUGGUCCAUUUGCUGAAAGACAUUCAAAUCAUGGACAAGACCAUCGUCAGACGUUGUGAACAGUCUGCGAAUGCUGGUUUAUUACGGCCUUCUGGAGAUUGGCUUUAGAACAGUGGUCCCUUUGCUAAUUAGAGACAGUCGUUGAUCACGUGCAGAUGUCGCGCUGAAGUCUUCUAUGAUUUUCCUUUUCGAAAACAAUAUUGAUGAAGUAAAGUAUGUGCGAGGCAUGAUCAGCAAAAGGGUAUCAUAUUCAGUGAUAGGCCGGGAUUGGUAUGGAUACGCAACUUCAUUACCACUGGCCUUUUACUGCCCCUAGGUGUGUCGGAAAAGAAAUGUUGACAAAGGCAGGGUCCGCAAUAAAGAAGAAGUACCUCCUAGAGAGGUAUUAAGAACUCUGACAUUGAGGGCGUUGUUCUUUAAAGAGGCGAAGGUUGAUUGUGGAAAAUGUGACCUGAAAUGAGUGCCAUAUUAUAAAUGGGUGAAAAGGCAGACAGGUGAAUUACUCGGAAUCGUGAUCUCAAGAAAUGGACCGGACUUCGACUGAACAUUGGGAGAAGUUGGAGGGUACUGAUAUGCCAAGUAAAGUCAAAUGAGGGGCACAUCCAUCGGCUCCUACAGGUGCUACGCUACCCGAGUACAAAUGAUAAUGAUUAUAUAUAGAGACAAUGAUUAAUUAGUGCAUACUUGUUGAGGGUGGUAUAUCAUCGAUAUCAUUGGCUCGUAUCUAUAAACACGCAGUUGGGUGUGGCUGUCCAGUGCUGUCAAGAAUGUGCAGGUAGCAGGUAGGCGGAACUGUCCUGAAGAGCAUUUCAUGAAAGGACGUUUCAAUCCAACAACGUCUGCUUUCUAUAGCAGUUACCAGAGGAGCAGUGCUGCUUCUUCUUCUUCUUCUUAUUAUUAUUAUGAAAUGCUGGCCUGAAGGCGGCUGCGGACGUAGCUGAAACGCAAGUAAACAAUUAAACGCAAGGUGCAAAUGGGUGCGUCCGCUUGGUUGAAAAAAAGGGAAAGUUGUGCUUGAUAACCAGCUGCUCUUUGACGUGGUUCUGGGGAGCUUUUUCAUCGUUAUUAUUAUAAUUAUUUAUUUAAUUAGUAUUAUAAUCAAUAUCAACAUUUUAUGGGAGUUGUCUAGUUUCCCAAAAUACAUUCUUCAAUGGUUGUACUUUAUUAUUACUUGUGUAUCCCUAACAGUAACAUCAUUUGUCCGGAAACAAAUCGAGAAGGCCUCGAUUAAAUCCACUAUUAGGUAUCAUUCGAAGUUAUCAAAGUUCAUAUUGAUUGUUACAUGAAUGUUGGGGCAUGCAAUAUUGCAUUAAAAUAUUAUGAAACUACACAGUGUAUGUAGGGAAUGUGCAAUUCAUGUGUAUAGAAUGAUUUCAUUCAAAUUAUUGAAGUUGAUAUCAAGUGAAGGUAUCGAAAAACCGGUGAUCUGAAAGUGACGAACCCCACCCCCGCUAGUUAGUCGACACUUUUUGUUCAACGACAGAAACGGACUUUUACGUCGCUAGUUGAUCUUGGAAGAGUCUUUUAGCCAUGUCUUUUAUGACAUGUGAAAAUUUUGUCUUUCGCAACCGCAACGGUGACAUUAGAUCUGCGGUUCGUGUGCAGAAUUCUAGUUGCUACUUUGGUUACAAAGACAUUUUCAAUUUGGGACGAUUCUAGAGCCACAUGAUAGUCGUUGAAGAGCUCGAGAGCGCAUCUUUAUAAAAUGGAAGUUAAAACAAGUUGUUAUCAGUACUUGUUACUUGCUUUGCCAAAUGUUGAAUAUGUACGUCCAUACCUUAUAUGUCAGACCUUGCCAUAUGAUUUGUGUCCGUUUUCUAGUCCAUUAUAAACAAGUAAUUUCAUGGCAUUAAAAGUUGAAAAUUGACGAUCAGAAAGUUGAUUUGUUAUUGAUUAGCCCGGUGAAGCAAUUCGCCUCGUAAUUCUUUGAGGUUCAGAGGCGCACCUAAAUAAAUUCGUUAUGUAUUCAAGAAGAGCAGCAUUCAAAAUGCUGAAUUAAAAAUCAUCACGAAGUUCAGGAAGCAUUCAACUGUGCACGCUUUGUGAUUUUUCCUUAAUAUUUUGUGCUACAGUGAUGCUCAAAAUAUGUUGUCAGUUUAAGCUUGGAUAUAGUAUAU
Molecule: messenger RNA, 3457 nt
Organism: Lytechinus pictus (painted urchin)
Lineage: Eukaryota; Metazoa; Echinodermata; Echinoidea; Temnopleuroida; Toxopneustidae
Product: photoreceptor-specific nuclear receptor-like
Exons: 7
Coding region: 1-1278 (425 amino acids)
Biological process (GO): positive regulation of transcription by RNA polymerase II; cell differentiation; negative regulation of transcription by RNA polymerase II
Molecular function (GO): RNA polymerase II cis-regulatory region sequence-specific DNA binding; zinc ion binding; nuclear receptor activity
Source: RefSeq, a predicted model, not a curated record